Helicoverpa zea (corn earworm) is the source of this 5687-nucleotide messenger RNA. Its product is annotated as Down syndrome cell adhesion molecule-like protein Dscam2. The record is from RefSeq and is a predicted model, not a curated record. Gene Ontology annotation, molecular function: protein binding. The transcript is spliced from 30 exons. The annotation marks the transcript as partial. NCBI's taxonomy places the organism in Eukaryota, Metazoa, Arthropoda, Insecta, Lepidoptera, Noctuidae.
UCAGAAGUCCAGUUUAUAAGACAUAAAAGGGACCUAGGGACCGGGAAUAUUAUCCUCACUCAACAUUUUAGUGAAAAAGUUGUUACUCCCGGUGAAGAGAUAAGUCUUCAAUGUACGGCUACAGCUGACAGACCCCCAAGAUUUAUUUGGGAGAGGGAUGGUGUCGUCAUAUCGUCUAACACAGAUCAGAGAUACACCCUAGGGCAGAUGAUGUCGCCAUCAGGAGUGGGAGUGGUCACCCAGUUGAACAUAUCACGUUCAAGAGUGGAAGAUGGUGGUUUGUACGCAUGUCUGGCCUUCGAAGGAGAAUUCAGCACGGGUCAUGCUGCUAGAGUUGAUGUUUUUGGUCCUCCUUACAUCAGGACGUUACCACCGAUAAAGGUGCAAAGUGGAGAACCAUUGAAGCUUAGGUGUCCUUACUAUGGAUAUCCUAUCAGCAAACUAGAAUGGGAACAUAAAGGCAAGAAAGUCAUAAGUUCUGCUCUCCCCCAACACUCAAGAUACAAACGAACAUACGCCACAAUGUCUAACAACAGUAAGAAUACAAGAAGAAAACGUAAAAAACGACAACUCUUCGAAUCUGGAGCCGAUGGCGUGCUGAAUAUACCGAGGGUUGUUAAGGAAGAGAAUGGAGAUACUUAUACUUGUAUUGUGUUUAGUCCUUCUGGAGAAAUGGCGAGGAGGUCAUUUGAAAUCCAAGUUGUAGAAGCACCAGAGUUAGAUGAACUGCGUGUUGGAACAGGUCUGAAAGAAGGCCAGAUUGUUCAGAUAACUUGCAACAUUGUCGGUGGAGAUCCACCUAUUUAUUUCUCAUGGUUAAAGGAUGGGAAAAAAUUGCCUCCUAGUUUGAAAAUAACAGAAAGAAGUUCAGAACUGUUCAGUGUUCUGAUAAUAAAGCGCGUGUCUUUGGAGCACUGUGGGAAGUACACCUGCAUAGCAACCAACCACGUCGGCAAAGUUAACCAAACUGCAGAUUUGUAUAUUAAUGUGGCACCGAAGUGGAUAGAAGAGCCAACAAACACUUCACUGCUAUUAGGACAGCGGGGAGUGGUUUACUGCAACGCUAAUGGAUACCCGGCGCCGCAGAUACACUGGAUGAAGAGGGAUGCAACCCUCGGCAUCUGGCGACCAGUCCUCGACUUAGCAGGAGGAGGUAUUAUGAGCUAUCCUAACGGUACCCUCAUCAUUGAAGUGGUAUCCCUCUCCGAUGAAGGGAUGUACGCUUGUAAUGUGGAAAACGGGGUUGGUGAUGCCUUGAACAAGAAUUUGUGGAUCAGUGUUAAUAAGCCGGUGCACUUUGAAUCUGUCGGCGCUAAUCUGACAACCAAGAUGGGUCUACCUGUGACCUUGACCUGCAGACCUUUGGGGGACAACCCUAUAAGGGUCAAGUGGUCCUUGGAUGGGAAACCCGUUGAUUUUACGUCCUCCAGGCUCACAAUAUCAGAAACAAUGACCCACAACGGACUAAACAGCGUGAUUAACAUCAACUACGUGGAGAGCAGAGAUGGGGGCACGUACGAGUGUCGCGCCAGCAACCCUUAUGGCGUGGCUGCUUAUAAUGUGCAUUUGGAUAUAUUGGAACCACCAACGCCACCUCUAGACUUACAAGUGGACUCAGUCAGCAGCAACUCCGUCAAGCUAUCCUGGAGAGACACCAUCAGUACUCAUGUGCAGUACUAUACGAUGCAGUAUACGACUAAUGACUUCAUGAUGUGGGAUACUGCUAAGAGUAUUAAUAUUACUAGACAAGAAAACGAUGCUCGUCAAAGUAUAGAGCUAAGGGAUCUGCAACCAGCAAUGGAUUACAGAGUGAGGAUCGCAUCUGGCAACCAGGUGGACCUCAGUCCUUACACGCAACCUGUACAUUUCAGCACACAACAAGAAGCGCCAUCAUCAACACCACUAGGCGUGCAAGUACAACAAACAGACAACCCAGGAGAGCUCGUCAUAUCCUGGCUUCCACCACCCAGAGAGAGCCACAAUGGCCAGCUACAAGGAUACCAUGUGAAGGCAGUGCCGAGGAUUAGUGGGGAUCCAGUUCCCAACGAUACCCAAACUAAGAUAGUAAAAGUGAUGUCAAGGAAAGGAAAACAAGAAACCACGCUCAGUGGACUGCUAAAAAAUAUGAGGUACGCUGUGUCAGUAAGUGCUUUCAACUCAGUUGGCAAUGGACCAUUCUCGUUACCAGUGUACCAAACCACGAGAGAAGGAGCACCAGAAGUAGCCCCGUCAGGAGUGGAGUGUAGAGGAGUGUCAUCCUCCUCCCUGCGUGUCGCGUGGCAGCCUGUCACGGCGCAGGGGACCUCACUGCUGGGGUACUCCGUGUAUUAUAGUACUGAGGACGGACCCUGGCAGAAUAUCAGCUCGCCACACACAGAGCUAUAUCUACAAGCUCUGCUCAAGUACACUAACUACACGGUGAAAGUGACGGGGUUCUCUAACUAUGGACAGGGACCUUUCUCGUAUCCUAUUGUUUGUACUACACUGCAAGAUGUGCCCGGUCCACCUUCAGCUAUAAAAGUGUUGGUAUCAUCGCCAACUUCUCUUCUCGUGAGUUGGAAGCGACCGGAACAGGCGAAUGGAGAUAUUUCACAUUACACUGUUUAUGUAAAACCCGUGUCUAGCACGAGUUCUCCUCAAAGCUACAGAGUAGAAGCGACACAAGAGACAAGUCUGCGUCACCUCACGUUUCCUCUCUCAGGCCUGUCUACUGGGCGACAGUAUGAAGUGUUCGUGCGAGCUCACACUGCUGUGGGAGAAAGCACUCCGAGUAACAGAGUGCAUAUUGAUUUGAGUUCUAAAGUGGUAGCCGGAGUAGCAUCAUUAGGAGGUCCGAUGUCCGUAGGGGUCGGCAGUUCUCUCCUAUUAGUAUGUCAAUGUGUGGGCUCCCCACCACCUCGCACCGUGUGGUACCACAAGCACAACAUCAUUACACACCAUCCGAGGUUCACGAGGAACCAUGAUGAUAGUCUGCUUAUUAAUAACAUAGACCAAUCCCUAAGCGGCAACUACACGUGCUUAGCAAAAAACCUGUACGGUUCUGACUCAGUAUCGUACGAAGUGUCGGUACUACCUACUCCGGAGCCGCCGAGUCUACGCGUCACGUCACAUAAGAAUGCUAUACAUCUGCAGUGGGAGCUGCCGAGGAAGAUUGGGGGGAAGAGUCAGAAAAUAAGUUACAAUCUAACCUGGAAAGAAGCCCACGGCUCCUGGCAAGACGCGUGGUCGAGCAAAGGCACCUCUCUCCAGGGGACCCAGGAGUACACGCUGCAAGGUCUCAAGUGUGGCACUAAGUACUCCUUGAGGAUGACUGCGGCGAAUAGUGUGGGAUCCUCACAGCCUACUUAUGUUGAUGCUACUACUUUGGGUGGAGUGCCAAUAUCACCAACCAGUACUGAAUGGUUCUGGAGCAACGCGACACAUAUCUACAUUCAGCUGAGUGGGUGGGAUGACAACGGCUGUGAGAUCACGAGGUUCGAUGUGGACUAUAAAGAGUACGGUGGAAAAACUUGGAGGAAGGCUGAAAAUAGAAUUCCUGCACUAGACCAGAGCUGGAACCACUACGCGCCCCCCUCCCUCCUGGCGCAGCCCAACUCUUUCGUGCUGGCGGAACUGACCCCGGCACACUGGUACCACAUCAGGGUCACUGCGGAGAACGCUGCAGGAGUGUCCACUUCGCUGUAUAGUUAUGCUACUACUACUGUUCAUGGAGAAUCAGUGGGACUACCAUCAGAGUUCUUUGAUUUGAACAUGCUAGUUAUAAUCUGCAGUUCAAUACUACUCAUGAUAUGCUCAUUGACUUGCGUCUACAUACUCGUCAAGAGGCAUAACCACCAGCACCUAACAGAGUACAGGAACUCAUUAACAGCGGAAUGCAAGUCCGAGCGAAGUAACGUCACGGUGCACACACCGCAGAGUGUGCCCACUGACAUGAACAAUAGGGUGUAUAGCACACCUGUGCAUCUUACUGCUGACAAUAAACAUGAAUUAUACGAGAUAAGUCCAUACGCGCAGUUCGCGAUAGGGUUCCGUACGUUCGGGCACGUAGACAAUCAAGAAGUGCCAAACAGAGUUCACCUGCCCGGGAACAGCAAGUCAAGAUAUGAUAGUGAAACAAGUUUUCAAAUGCGAUCCGAGUCUGAGGAAAGUGACUGCGUAUCGCGAACAACUACUCUUAAAAGUGCACCAAGAAAAGCGUGCCGAAUACCACAUCAUAGGUAGCUGAAGCAGUCAAAACUGGAACAUUAGUAAAAUAAUUUUACAAUGGUUGUGUUCAUAUCAACUUGUUUACUCAAUUUUUCACUAACUGCGGAUUUCUAUAACCUAACUAUCCUUGGUUUUGCGAUUACAGAUUGAAAUUUGACGUAAUUUAUAUAAAUAAAUGAAUUGCGUAACCUUCACACACGGUCGGUUAGUCCCUUGGUAAACUAUUUAUUAGCUUGUGUUAUGGGUGCUAAUUCAACUGAUUAACUACACACAAUUUACAUUUAUACUUCACAUAUAAACCUAUAGUUAAAUACAUAUUAUAACACCCAAACCACAGCCAACAAGCAUGCCCAUCACACAAAUGUUGACCGUACCGGGAAUCGAACCCGCGACAAUAAGUUCGUCAGUCUGGCAUGGUGACCAUUGCGCCAACGAAGUCGUCGUAUGAAGCUAAUUAAAAAAUUCUAUCUCUAAUCGCAGUCAAAGCAUAGACAUGUUUUAGAAAUCCACGGUAAAACCUUGUUGUUAAGGUUUGUAUCAAUAUUAUUAUUUGUAUAACUUUUAAAAAUACCUAAUGGAGUUAAUUCUAGUGAAUAUCAAAUGUUGAUUUUGUUAUAUAGCAGUUUAUAUAAAACUACUUAUGUACUAUAUAUUUUUUUUGUAUAAAAUUUUUUUUAUCCUUAAUUUUAGAAAUUGUCGCCUCGAAUUGUAACAACCCUAGUCAAGUUUUAACAUUAUAAAAAUAUGUUUUUGUUAAUUUAGAGUAAGUUUUUAUAAAUAAAAUAAUAUUAACAAUAGGAUCAUUUUCAUUUGUAUUCAUUAUAAUGUAUGUGUACAUUUAUAUUGAAACUGUAAAGAAAAUAGGGAUUUUCUCACUGAAAUUAAACUUUUAUUUAGAUGAUGAUGAUGAUGAUGAUAAAAAAAAAAUUAUUUAGAUGAUCUAUAAAGACUAAAUUCAAUAUCCACUGCGACUGUAAAAUUCGCAUGAAAAUUGAAAAAUAACCUUAAAAGUAACUUUAUUCACACCAAACUUUACGAUUCAUACUAAAUGAAAAACUGCCAAAUCAUCUUCGAAUAAUUAUAUCAAAUUAAUUUUUAACAAUACAUACCUACAUUAUGAAUUUGUAUCUUUGAUCAGUAACUAUUUAAAACAUACUAAUGUAGAUAUACUAGUAAUAUCUAGUUUCCCAGUUUUCAGAUAAAAAUAUUAAAUAUCAUUAACAUUAAUUUUCAAAAAAAGAUUAAAUUUUUACUUUUUAUAAGAAUUUCAUAAAAUAAAAUUUUCAUUUUCAUGACUUCGAUUUUUUACUGUAAUAAUUCUAUUUAAAAUAUAUAUCUUCAAAUUUUUUUUUUGUAAAAAUGUCUGAAUUCCGUGAAACUUAAAUGAUAUUGUAGUAAAAAUCUAAAAUAAAAAUUGAAAAAUUAAUUAUCUUCAAAAAGACUGAUUAUUUAACGUUUAUUUUUUAAUAUGUAAAUCCUCG